Molecule: messenger RNA, 5171 nt
Organism: Pomacea canaliculata
Lineage: Eukaryota; Metazoa; Mollusca; Gastropoda; Architaenioglossa; Ampullariidae
Exons: 9
Coding region: 255-1289 (344 amino acids)
Cellular component (GO): cytoplasm
Source: RefSeq, a predicted model, not a curated record
GAUAAAGGAUCUCUCUUCAGUUUUAACCAUCGAGAAAAAUUAAACUUAUCCCGGAAGUUGGUGUUGACGCUGUUUACUUACACUAGGUCCGUGCGUGAGGAAAAGCUUCCAGCUGAUGUCGAGGACAGGGUCUUCGUCACCACCCACGCAGUCGAUGGUGAACGUGCAGAAAUAUUUAUUUAGAAGAAAUUUCCUUCAGUAUAUUUAGAAGGAAAAUUCAAUUUCUAAACAGAUUUGUGACAAAAUCUGACACCAUGAGAAAACCACUUGAAGUUACACUAAUAGUCAUGGCUUGGCUACUGUGCAAUCAUCCAACACCAGUGGCAACUGAUUCGCAGAUAAAGGCUCUCAGGCAUAACCAUAGGUUGUACCGGUCCCCUCAUGAAAAUACCCCACUCACUACAAGCGAUCCACAUGGUGGGGUUCCCAUGGGAAUAUCCAAUUCAUUGUGUGAUGAUGCAGAGACUUACCUAGAGGUUGAUUGGGAUCCAGCUUCCAAACAAGAAUACACCUGUGAUUCUGAGAGUGCUCUAAAACCGGAAGAGGGCAUUGUUAGAGAAGAGUGCUCAGAGCUGAAACAGCCUCUUCACCAAUGUUUACCCGAUCCCAUUGUCUACUCAGAAGCCAUUCCAACUAGUGGAGCUCAUCGACCACUGUGGCCACGGUAUGGAGAGUAUGACUAUGUGCCACCCCAGCGCUGGCUUCAUAGUCUUGAGCAUGGGGGCAUUGUUUUUCUGUAUCACCCUUGUGCUGAUGCAAAACAAGUUGAGCAGCUGCGAGAAAUAGCCAAAGGAUGCCUCUACAAACACAUCAUCACACCCAACAAAAAUCUUUCCCUGGACACCCCAUAUGCUGCCUUAGCCUGGGGCUGUAAGCUGCUGAUGAGCUCUGUGGUUCCCUCCAGAGUUGUAACUUUUAUCAAGGAACAUGCUCUAAAAGGUCAUGAAGGCCAUGUGAAUGCAGAUGGCCAGUACAGCAAGGCCCUGAGAGUCCCUGCAACACACCAGCUUUAUGAGGAAGACACUGAGGCCAGCCUUUGCCACAUGCUGACCAGUGAAGGAAAUAAUAAUCAGGACAGUUUAGCUGUCCAUGGUGAAGAUGGCAAAACCUUUUCCAGUACUGGUGAAACAAAAUCAAGCUCUGAUAGGUAUUUCUCCUCAGUAUCAGAUAUUGUAAACCGGAUUGCAGCUGAUUCUGCAAGAAGACGCAGUCGUCUGGAUGAGGAAUCAGCGAAACUGAAUCGGAACAUUCAAAAGCUGAUAACUGCCUUUCGUAAGUUCCAGCAAUAGGUACUUGCUGAUCCAUGGACUAAAGUCCUCCUGAAAGAUAUUGGAAAAAAAACUUUUCUCGAAGAUGCUUGCCUUUAUCAUAGUGUAUUUAUGACAAUGAAAAGCAUAUAGUCAGAUAGUAUAAAAUGUGUUUACUUUUCUGAAGACUGUUAUAUAGAUUACAUUCUUAAAGAAUGUUUUAUAUAAUAAGUUGUAAGACAAGGUACUUCAUUAACCAAAGAAUUUAUGGGAACCUACUGUGAAACUGAUAAUUUAUUUUUAAAUGUUUCAGUAGCCACACUGGUCUUUUAUUUUUCUUGUAACUAAUUUAAGCUACUUGUCGCCAAAAAAAUUGACAUUAAUGACACUUCAAAUUGUUGGUAAUUAUUUUCUGUCUUGGGUAUGGCCUGUAUAAGUAAUCAUACCUAAACCUUAUACAUGUAGUGUCCUUUUUGUUGGCUCUAGUCAUUUCCCCUCUUUGCAGGACUCUAGUCAUUUCCCCUCUUUGCAGGAUAUAAAAAUAACUUGUUGAUUUGACUUGUUUUUGCUCUCUGUUGACUCCUUCCAAAAUAUUUUAAACAUAAUGAAGGAGUAGAACAAAAAUAAUUUGUAGAAGUCUAGUUUUACUGCCUACAAAAUAUACUUGAUCUCAACCACUCAAUAGGAUUCCAUUUUCAUUGUCUCAAAGGAUAAAUUUGCAUUGAUUUUUGUCAUAGUCUUUCCAUUCAUCCUUACAAGUUAAAUCUGUACCUCCUUUGUGUAUGUCUUUUGGAAACUGUGAUAACAAGCUGGAACUAUAUUACAUUAACUAUUUAUAGUAAGUUAAAAUAAAUUUAUGGAUCUGUUUACCCAUGACUUUUGUCUGUGAGAUGAUUUAGCUGUUGUACUGUUGUUUUUCUAAAAAUUGUUCCCAGAGUACAGGUAAAGAUUAUAAGCUUACUUGUUAUAAUAAAGCAGUAGAAUAUCUGUAGUUACAAAAAAUGAUAAAUAUUAUGCAUCCAUACUGAUAAAAAUUUGUUGUCUUCCUCUCAGGUUAAAAAGCAGAUAAAUGGAAUGGAUAUUAUUUGAGUUAAGUGAGCCUUUGAUGCAGAACUCUGAGAAGUGAAUAUAAGUUGACAAUCAGUGAACCUGUUACAAAAGUACAUUCUGAAUGACAAAUGUUAGAAAAGGCCUCACACCCUUUUUUUUGUUGUUGUUUUUGUUUUUGUUUUGAGAAAGUAGAAAGAGCUCAAAAGACCUUAGCUUCAAGUUCAUUACAACUGACAAUACCAGGUCAUUAUGAUGAUACAUUUCAUCAGAAGCUUGAUUGACCCAUUUAUCUUCGAAAAGUCAGGUAGAAAAUUUCAGCAAUAUCUUGCUGCCAGGUUGAACUAGUGAUUCGAUUAGAAGUGCCUAACUCUCUGUUACCAAGUGAAAGACUUUCUGUGCAGAAAUUUGCAUCAGUUGCUUGAAGUGAAUCACUGCAGUACAGUACUAUAGACCAUCUCAGUCUGGCUCCUUACUUCUCCAUUGGCACACCUCUGACACAGUUUGAAAGAUUUUCCUAACAUUUGCUUUUUACAAUCGAAUUUUGCCAUUGGUUUGAUUCCUAGCCUUUGCCAAAAUCAAUUUAUCUGUCAGAGUUGCAACUAAACACAAAGAGUAAUAUUGUGAGAGUAACUUCAUCCCUUAUACUUGUUUGCCAUAAUUUUAAUUACUGGCUGCUGUAAGUCAAACAGAGAAUAACUGAGAACCAAUCACACUGAAGCAGUCGACUUUUCUGCUUUAUAUUAGAAGAGCAGCAACAUUUAACUCUUCUGAUGUUCUGUAGACUGUUAUGUAGUAUGAUACAUUCCCCAUAUACUUUCUUACCUAUGAUGCAGAAAAAUUCAGUAGUUAAUAUUUGGAAGUACACAUACUCAUUUACAUGUAUCCCCCUUUUUAAUUGUAUGCUAGAUUUAGCUCAAUUUUUUUUCUUUUUUACUUAUAGACAUGUAUUUUUAAGUUGAAGGAGUGGGAUACCUUGACAGAAAUCACUUUCAGAAAAUAUGGAUGUAUGUCAUGGAGAUGGACUUUCUGAAAUUUGUUUAUACAGCUUUCAUGAGAAGCAAGCCUUGUAAUUUAUAUCUGAAGCUAUGUAACUGACAUUUACAGUGUCUAGAAGACAAUCUCUAAACUUUUUUUUCACAUUGCAGACAUGUUAUGCAGGUUAACGUCAAGUCGCUUGGCGAUUUUGAUGUGAAGGAUAUAACUGAGUCACUUGCAUUUUAAAGAGAAAAUCUAAGCUGUAAAAUAACUACAGAUAAGUAGACUAUUUCUUCAACGUGCAAUAAUUUUUGCUACAAAUAUUUUAUUUACUUUGAUUUGCAUUCUUUCAGAUAUUUUUUGUACUUCUUGUACACUGAGAUCUCUUAGAUUAUAUACAGUUUUAUGUUAAGUCGUACAUCACAAUUUUUCAGUUUCUGCUGCUGUGCAUUUGGUUGUCAGAUUCUAGGAAUGUAUGUGAAGAGAGUAUUGUGAUAAUCACGAACUAAUAUCCUAUACGCGUCCUUGGUGAUAAUUUUGAUAAUUUAAGAGGAAAAACACUGAGGAAUAUCCACGCUUUUUAAAAAACAUUGUAGUUUUACAUUGCUGUUUAUUGAUUUUUUGUUUGUUUGUGUUUGUAGGGACAUCCUUAGUGUGUUUGUUUUUUUUUUCAAAAUUGUGCAGGCUGCAUGUGCGUUAAAAAAUACUUUGACACCUUAAAGUAACAGAGUAUUGAGCCCAAGCAUGCCAGUCUUUGUCCUUGUUCAACAAUUGGUUAUGGCCAGUGAAUAGAAAUUUAUCUCGAUGCUUUUCCACAUUCCAGUUUUGUCAUCUAUUCAGGAAUGAGUUGCAUUUACAAAAAAUUAAAAUUUAAAGAAAUUAAAACCAUGUAUCUUUGUACAGUACUUUAAAAACUUUUUAUCUAGUUUACAUCAGAGGUACCCGACCUACAGCCCGCAGGCCACAUCCCACAUCCGGCCCGCUCAUCUUAGCCAGACACAACAUAAUAUUUUAUUUUUAACAUCAUGAUUCUGGCAAAACCACCAUGUUCUAGCCUGCGAGACUUUCUAUUGAGUCCAGUGCGGCCGUCAGGUGAAAAAAGGUUGGGCACCACUGCUUUACAUUAUACAUGAUAUACUCAUAGAAAUAUAAUAGUCAUUGUUAAUCCAGUUAUCUAUUUCACUGUUGUGUUAUUGAUGUUAUGCCUGCAACUUUCUCUAUGCAUUUUAAUUUUACAUCGUUGAAUUACUUUUAAAAAGCCGAAUACAUGUAUAAGGUAUGCUCAAGUUUGCUUCUUUGAAUUCAGUAAAAUAAAUUUCAGUUAUUUCCAUACUUCUGUUGAACUAGGAAAAUUUAAUACCUGAAUGGCUAGAUGAAAGCGACUUAAAUGUGCAGAUAUUUUUAAUGAAAAUAUAGAAGAUAUGCAGACAUUAUGGAACAUGCAUAAGACAUGUCUUGUGAUCUUAGAAAAGAAUUAACUUUUUGAGUCUGUCCAGACUGAUGUGUGUCCCUUCUUAUCAAAAUUUAGAUGGAGCCCAGAAAGUACAAAAGGAUAAUUAUUAGUCAAGUUUAUAGGUAGUGCACCUCUUGCCUCGUAUGUUACUUAUGUUGUUCUUACAGAAAAAUGUGCUUUUCUCUUUGUCAUACUUCGCUUGUCAAGCAUCAACUUGCCUUUUUCUUGGAGAAAUGUAGAUAAGGUUAUAAAGUUCAAGUUGUGAAAGAACACUUUGCAAAAAAAAAAAAAAAGAAGUUUAUCCUAAACACUUCCCCUGAGGACAACCGAAUGUUUUUUCUGGAAGAUGAUAAAGUUACACUGUGGUUCUUAUAUUUUCUUCUCUCAAUUCUAGUAGAAUUAUGACAACAUAGUACAAAGAACAAUUAAAGUCUGUGUAUUUAAAA